CAUGUCCGCCAUGUUCAGCCCGUUCCGCCGCGGCGCAGCCUUCAUCCAACGGUCAGCGCACGAGUCGCCCCCCGUCUUCUGGGCCAUCGUCCUCGGCGCACUCGGCCCCGCCAUGGUCCUCACCGUUCCCGAGGCACGCAAGCGGUUCUUCGGGUACAAGCAGGCCGAGCGGCCCCCGACGACCUACCCUCUGCCGAACCGGCCAAGGGAGGCCGUCGAGGGCUACGAGGACGGCUGGAAGCUCAAGGCAUGAGCUGGGUCUCGCGAGGGAGCGCGCGGGCGACGAUGAGUCGAGUCGCGGUGCGGGUGCAAGGAUGUCUCUCUGUCUCUCAUC
This is a messenger RNA of Rhodotorula graminis WP1, 334 nucleotides long. RefSeq lists its product as uncharacterized. The record is from RefSeq and is a predicted model, not a curated record. The transcript is spliced from 4 exons. The annotation marks the transcript as partial. Lineage: Eukaryota; Fungi; Basidiomycota; Microbotryomycetes; Sporidiobolales; Sporidiobolaceae.